AUGGCUACGGAUAAUCGAUAUUCAUCACGUCGCCAAUAUCGUUCGGUUGCAUUCGGCACAUGGAAAGUUGGCGGUGCACGAAUGAGCAUGGAACCACCAAAAUUGGAGCAGAAGACCAAAUCACCAGAAGAAACUCCUCGAAGUGCCUAUUACAACAGCAAUACAAUACACGGGACCCCCAGAAAAAACAGUGAAGAACUGCUAACUGUAAAGAUUCGAAAAUUAGGAGAAAGUAGUCCAAAUCUGAUUCGUUUACAUCCGACCGAAACCGUCAAGUCACUAGGUGCCCUGCCAAGCUCAUUAACGAUGCCAAGCCAUCUCGGUGGUGACUGUUAUUCCAGCACAGAGUACGUCGAAUAUAAUGAACGGCAAUGUGAGGAUGACGAUUCUUGCAACGGGAAUACAAUUUCCGAGCCGAUCCAGGCUGCGUUUCGAACCGAUCGAUCUAAAUUACCCGCACACCAUCUGAGCAGCAGAAGAAGGAAUCGUCUGGAAAAUUCGCUUCAGAGAGUACAUCAAAGGUCGCACAGCGCCGGUGCAGAUGCCAGCCUUGGAGUCGUGAUACCGUGCUCAUCCGAUAUGCGUGCGCUGAAUCUGAGCAGUGCACGUGACGCUGCAGGAAAUUCGAACGCGAAAUUCCUACGAGCCACUAAACGUUUCUUCAAGAAAAUCUACUCAACAGCCACAUUACCGAAUAAAAAACCAUCGUUAGAUGCGGAUGCGAAUUUGCAAAAGGCGCCUCAGUUCUUUGAAAUUGGAUUCCGCGCACCGACGAUAACCAGCGAUGCUGAAUUUUCCCGACUAGAGGACUUCCAUAAUUACGGUCAAACAUACAUUGACACUAGUUAUCCGGAUAGUGGAUUAGACAUGGACAGGUCCUCAACUCCUGAUCAAUCGAUGGGUUCAAUGACGGUGACGUCAUCCGAUUCACGAGUGACGUCAUCGGAUUCGAGUCGUGAAGAUCGCUGUGAUGACCUAUUCGAAACAUUGCGGCGAGAAAUGCAUGCGAUGCGUGCGCGCGACGCGGCUAUACUUGCUGACUUGCAUCGCGUCGAAUCACAGAUACAAAGUGUGAAGAUGGCUCGUCUUGGGAUCUAUGACAGCUCACCACAACCGGUUAUCUCAGCAACCGAGUGCAAUUAUCAAUGGUCCCACUACCCAACUGCACCACGGUUCAGUCAUUUUCGUGCGACUAUAAGUAGUGUGGCAAAUGACCACAUGCGUGACCGAUAUACGAGACUUUAUACCUGUACGAUUGGAACAUCGAUAAAGUUGGAUCGAUCGAAUGAGCAAAGUUGCGGAUCGAAAGCAGUCAGAAGGACAGAAUCGCAUCUUCUGAGGGUCCCAAAACGCAAUACGUUCAUCAGUCGUUGCUGUUGUUUCUGGGUCAUGCUACUCUGUACGCAGGAGAUGCUUAGAUUCUGCGAACCGCCGUGA
Molecule: messenger RNA, 1437 nt
Organism: Necator americanus (New World hookworm)
Lineage: Eukaryota; Metazoa; Nematoda; Chromadorea; Rhabditida; Ancylostomatidae
Exons: 13
Coding region: 1-1437 (478 amino acids)
Source: RefSeq, a predicted model, not a curated record